UAGCCAUCAACAAUCUCCUAGAAUCAUUUCAGUCCGGAUUCAGAUCAGGUCAUAGUACUGAAACUGCUCUAGUCCGGGUUACAAAUGAUCUUCUCAUUUCUGCUGAUAUGGGUGUCUGUAGCAUUUUAGUACUGUUUGACAUCACUGCAGCAUUUGACACAAUAUCUCAUGCUGUCCUUCUUGAAAGAUUGUCUGCAUGGCCAGGAGUUUCUGGUACUUUGUUUGAAUGAAUUACAUCUUAUCUCACAUAUCGAUUUCAGUUUGUGUCUUUGGGGUAAAACAAAUCUUUACCAACACUAGUCCAGCAGGGUGUCCCACAAGGGUCGGUGCUUGGUCCCAUCUUAUUCAACAUCUAUAUGCUGCCUCUGGGUGACAUAAUUUGUAAGUUUGGGUUAGGGCUUCAUUGUUAUGCUUACGAUACGCAGAUCUAUAUCAGCAUGCACCCUAAUCCAAAUCUUGCAGUCAUAGCCCUUAGCACCUGCUUGGAUGAGAUUAAAGCCUGGAUGCAUGACAAUUUUCUUAAGCUCAACCAGGCAAAAACAGAACUUCUUUUUGUUGGCAAGCCAACAUCUUUACUCAGGCUUAACAUUUCUGAGCUGAUUACUGUCAAUGACUUUAGUAAACUGUCUUCUCAAGUGCGCAAUCUUGGAGUUAUUUUCGACCCUGAACUUAUAUUUGAUGCUCAUAUUAAGGUGGUCUCAAAAACGGCAUUCUUCCAUCUUAGAAAUAUCGCUAGAUUACGACCAUCUCUACAGCUGCCAGAUGCAGAGAGGCUUAUUCAUUCCUUUAUUACGUCGAGGCUCGAUUAUUGCAAUGUGCUCUACUUUUGUAGCCUGGUCCAACCAGACUCCCAAGGUCUCCCAAAUCGGUCCAUCGAAAAAUUACAAUAUACACAAAAUUCAGCUGCCCCGUUUUUGACACAUACAACUACUUGUCAACAUAUUACUCCAGUACUCUUUGAUUUACAUUGGCUGCUGAUACAAGCACGUAUAGAAUUUAAAACAUUGGUUCUAACAUAUAAAGCUAAUUACGAAACGGCCCCUACUUACCUUUGCAGUUUGGUCACUGCUCUUACUCCAGCUCCCUCUCUGCACUCUUCCAGGUCAUGCAUCCUCCAGCAGCCUCGAUAUAAAAUAAAGUCUAUAGGUGGUAGAGCAGUCUCAUUCGCAGCACCACAUUUCUGGAAUGCUCUCUCUCUCUCUCUCUCUGUCUGUCUUUUAAUAAUGAAUUUAAAUAAAUGUGAUAAUUCAUUCAAAUAAAAGCAAUCCAAUGGCUCUACAUUAUUUAAAGUGGACGGAGUGCUAGAACUAACCUGCCGUAACUUAAGAAAAUAACGUCAUUUUACCUGUCACAUCAGUUACAGCUUUAAUUUGGCAAAUAACCGUGGUAAAAGUGGGAUAAUCCAUGGCUAGCCAUGCAUUAAAAUCCUUUAACUCAUGGCUAGCCGUGGAUUAUCUCUUACAUAACUUACUGAUACAUGUUGUUUCAGGUUGGAGCUUAAAUUUAUAUACACUGCACAUAGCAUGCAUUGCAUAAUGAAACAAUUUUUUUGACCUUUUGGAUUGAAAACAGAGCGAACUUGAGCCAACGCAUGAAAUUCUUGUCAUUUGCAGGGAAGCUUUGUCUCUUAAUUGACAAGUUAUCUCGUCAAUGGCGGGGAUAGAGUUAAAGGCACCUCUGAGAGUUUUUUCCCCAGGAUGGUGACAUGGGGGCGUGGCAGCAUCGACGAUCCAAUUUUUUAAUUCGAAGUUCGAGGUUGUGACUUAAAGGAAAACUUCAGACCAUUUAAAUUUGAAUAUAUUAUUAAAUUGGGUCACCUAUGUAGUAGAAGUGUGAAGUUAUUUUAGAAAUUGGUGCCCUCUAGGCCGAGAAAAGACAGAAAAUGUGUUUUUUGGCUUAUGUGGAUGAAAAACACCAAGUCCCAGAAUGCAUUGCUUCGCUGCUCUACGAGGCCACUCCCUGGUCGCGCCUACUGGUUCGAGACGGCAGGAGGGAGGGAGAUUCAACUAGAAUAAAUACAACUUUUACAGACACGUCUGCGAUGAUUUAGUUGAUAUAUUAUUAUAAAUACUACCUUUUCCACAUCGAAAUGAUGAUGAGUUGCGUUGUACCGGGAUGUUCAACCAAAACCGGGAAAAGGACAAGCAGUAAGUUUUCAUCGUUUGCUGCGGUGUAAACAAUGGCUGCGGGCUAUCAACCACGCAAAGUGUUGAGAAGACAACGAUGCGGUAAAAUAAAAAAACAGAGUGUUUGCAGUCUCCAUUUCAAGCAUGAAGACAUCGAACCCAAUGUACUCGGAAUGAAGCGAAACACGCGAAAGGACACUGCAAUUCCGUUCAUGUUUACCUUCACAGACACGACGAACAGCCGGAGCCAUCUGGUAUCAAACGCAUUCGUCUACGUUUGAGGUAAGACUCUUGCUAAUACUCGUUUCUGAUCACACAGUAGCCUUUACAUAGUGAUACAGUUGUUAGCAAAGUAACGCUAGAUAGAUAAUGACACAUAAGUUGGCUGUUCUCAAAAUAAAACAACUGUUAGCUACCGAGCUACUUCUGGAGUUGCGUAAGCACGAUAGCCUGUUACUGUAAAGUUAUUCGAUGGUUGAGAUAACUGCAGAUACAUUUGCCAGAUGUACAUGAUUAAUUAAAUAAUAUUUAUGUAUGCUACACGUAAAUAACAUUGCAUUUUAUCUGUAAAACUGUAAAAUAUAGUAAUAUGCAAUUUAUCAUUGCAUAUUACUGUAUUGCAUAUCAUUUUUAUAGCUUUAGUUACUUUGCAUAUUCAUAUUCAGACUUUAUUGAUCCGGUGGUGAAAUUCAAAAACUACCUGCAAAGUCAAACUUCUGCUGUUAUUUUGGUGAAAGAAAUGCAAAAGUAUUGUUCUGCAUUUACUCACAGGUUUCCAGAAAAAGAUGCAGAAGAAGGGGGAAAAAGAACAAUGAAAUCCUCCUUGCAUGGACCAGGUCUGUCCUAAAUCAUAUGUGGUUUUUCUGUGCAACCAGUAAGGGGGACGUUGAGGUACUGAAAUUCCCGUACACACAAUGUGUGUAAUGAGCAUGAGUGUACAGAUGAUGACGGAGGACAUCCUGUGGUAUUUCAAGACCUGUCAUCGCUGGUCCUUGAUAAAAGGCUUCCGAGAGACAUGGAAAAGAUGGCCCUGUUCAAACAUACUGGGCCGCUGGAAGUCUUUCACAGCGCACUUUUGAAAUACCUCCCCAAUGUUAGUUCCUGCACUACAAUGGAGAAGCACGGUUCAACCAAAUGUUCUGCAAGAGAUCCAGCAGUGGGUCUUGAAGAAAAGCUUCAUACCACACAGUUUGUAGACGAACUCAUCCAGAAGGCCAUUGACAAAAGACUCAAUCCAAACAUUGUGUUCAACGUGCCAACCUCCCCACUGCCACCCAACAUUGCACCAGUGCCUAAACCAUCAAAGGAGGCUGCCACGACUUCUUUCAAAAGUCACUUCUGAGACUGACACUUUCUAAUAAUAAUAAUAAUAAUAACAAUCACCUCUUCCCUGAGUUCUAUUGCUGUGUAUAAUCAGAUUCUGCCACCACUCUUUAUAUUUAUAUUAUUAUAUACUGUGUGUAUAUACACACAUAAUUAUUAUUAUGUUUUGCUUUGUUUUUAUUUUGUGCAGGACAUUUUUAGAUGUAAAUUAUGUCCUUGUUUAUUUUAAUGUGUUCUUUUCACUGGUGGCACAAUAUUUUUCCUUUUUGAAUAAUAAAAAAUACAUUUCUUCAUCUAACCCUGUCUUUUGUACACCAAAGUUAUACAUUAUAGACUUGUGGAGGCGCAAUGAUUACUGUUACUGUGAUUUAGCUGUCAUUACUUACUUUACAAAAUCAUUUGGGUUAAAAAUAAAGCCAAAUAUUAUGUG
Molecule: messenger RNA, 3879 nt
Organism: Misgurnus anguillicaudatus (oriental weatherfish)
Lineage: Eukaryota; Metazoa; Chordata; Actinopteri; Cypriniformes; Cobitidae
Source: RefSeq, a predicted model, not a curated record